Parathielavia appendiculata is the source of this 1444-nucleotide messenger RNA. RefSeq lists its product as uncharacterized. The coding region runs from base 501 to 1352 and encodes 283 amino acids. Lineage: Eukaryota; Fungi; Ascomycota; Sordariomycetes; Sordariales; Chaetomiaceae. The transcript is spliced from 2 exons. The record is from RefSeq and is a predicted model, not a curated record.
UGUCCGAGUACUAGAACGCGCCCAAAUACCAUUGUAUAAGUGGCAACAUUCAAUGUUGUCUCUUCGUUUCCCACAGCCCAGGGUAAGCCACAGCAGGUAAGUUGCGCAUUUUUGAGGGGUUGUCACCACGGUUACGGUAACUCAUGGUAAGAUCUUGCUCGGAGGCCGCUGAAUAUCUAAGGUCAGAAGGACUUCGGUUGGACUCGUGUGUCUCUGCAGCGGACUAAACUGUGCGGUGGAAAACAUCAACUUUGCCCGGGAGGACGUCACAGAUGAUCAGAUAAGAUGUCUUGGCAGCCGAUGGUAUCGCUCCAUGUUCCCGCAGUCCCAUCGCCUGACCCGACCCCUGCAACACCGUGCGCUCUUGCGGGGGCUUCAUAGUCUACCAUGUCUACAUCAGUAAAACAGAUGGGCACAUCUGUCUUACAUACCCGGCAGGGCUCCAUUCCUGCUGCCUAGAUUCUUUUCCUUGUUCUUUCAUCCUCUACAACUUGUCAGCUAUGAAGCCGGCUACGAUAGCAAGCACCCUCCUGUCUUGCUGCGCUGUAGCUGCAGCUGCAGCAGCCGUUUCCCCCUCCGACCACGAGCUCCGCAUCCCGACGUCUUAUGAAUCCGCAGUUCUCGGCCGCCGCAUCCUCGCUCUCACUCCACUUGGCACCAUCUCGACCGUCUUUCCCCAAGACAAGCCCAGCCGAAAUGACGUCGCAGCUGAGGCGAGGCGCCCCGCCGGGCUCGACGGCAUGCCCUACGGCCUGAUGGAGUACAUCUCCGACUGCGAGGACGACGAAUUGGGCAACCCGACCAUCCUGGCCAUCACCAUCGGGACGACCUUCAAAAACGUCGUGGCGGGGAGUAACGUGAGCUUGGCGGUACAAUGGACGCCGCCACACCCACCGGCAAAGCGGAUUGAGAGCACGCAGACCGGGAGAAGAAGACGAAGGAGCUGGCUUUCAUACUUUCUGAGCCUCGAAACAAACGAGGGACACCACGACGUGACCCCCCUGCCGUACUCCGCCGCCAAUCUCCCCCGCUUCUCGCUCAUCGGGCACCUCGAGCCUAUCAAGGGCGGCGACGACCGCCAAGGCGAUGUCGGCUCCAGGCUGGCGCGCUGCUUCGUCAAGACGCACCCAGACGCCAGAUACUGGCUCCCCGGCAAUCAUAUCCACGAAGCCCACUUUGUGCGGCUUGUCGUCGAGCAGAUCUACUGGGUUGGUGGGUUUGGCGAUCGCGCCUUCAUUGGUUGGAUCCCCGUCGAGGAGUGGCAAAAAGUCACCCGGGACGAAUGGCAGAAGGCCCGGUUGCCGGGCGAGAAGAAAGGAUGGAAAGAGUGGUCAGUCUGGGAAGACCUGUAGCUAGCCUUUGCGUGUCAGUGAUAUGAGAUCACGGUAGGACCCUCAUCCAAGACUGCAGAAGGGGUCGUAUUUUCCCACAUCUCCUAUCACCA